AUGUCGGGCAAGAAAGAUGGCGAAAGUGAAUUUUCAUGUAAGAUACACAGCAACAAAUUCUUCAUCCUGUGCGCAGCCGGAGGUGCAGUCGCGUGUGGUACCACACACACCUUCGUGACCCCCCUCGACUUGGUCAAGUGUCGGCUGCAGGUAGACCCCGUCAAGUACAAGUCCAUCUUUAGAGGGUUCGUCGUCUCCUACCAGGAGGGCGGAAUCCGGAACCUCGUGAAAGGCUGGGCGCCCACUUUCUUCGGGUAUACUAUGCAAGGGGCUGCCAAGUUCAGUGGGUACGAGUACUUCAAGUACAGGUAUUCCAAAAUGGUCGACAUUGAAAGCGCUUACUUAUAUAGAACGUAUCUGUACUUGGCAGCUGCAGCUUCUGCCGAGUUUGUUGCCGAUCUUUUCCUGGCGCCACUUGAAGCCACGAAGGUGCGGAUGCAGACAACACCUGGGUACACGUCACAGAUGAGGAAGGCCAUGCCACACAUGCUUAGCACGGAAGGAAUGGGAACAUUCUAUAAAGGACUCCCACCGCUGUGGGGGCGACAGGUGCCCUACACUAUGAUGAAGUUUGCUUCAUUUGAGAAAACUUUGGAGUAUUUGUAUAAUCAUGUUGUGCCAAAGCCCAGGGCGCAAUGUACGCCGGUGGAACAAUUGUUAGUCACUUUCACUGCUGGGUACAUCGCAGGAGUUCUGUGCGCAAUAGUAUCACAUCCCUCCGAUACGAUCGUCUCGAAAUUGAAUAAGGAGCCUGGCUCCACCAUCGGCGGUAUCAUCAAAGACGUGGGUUUCGUCGGUAUAUGGCGCGGUCUUGUCGCGCGUAUCAUUAUGAUCGGCACCCUCACGGGCCUGCAGUGGUUCGUGUACGAUGCCUUCAAGGUGUACACUAAAAUGCCUCGUCCGCCACCUGCUGAAAUGCCAGAGUCACUCAAAAAGAGAUUAGAGGAAGAAGAAAAGAAGAAAAAGAAAUGA
This is a messenger RNA of Spodoptera exigua (beet armyworm), 972 nucleotides long. The record is from the annotation of a GenBank genome assembly. Lineage: Eukaryota; Metazoa; Arthropoda; Insecta; Lepidoptera; Noctuidae.